AAAUCGUCGGGUCAAGCUAAAGCAGUAAGGAUUCCAGUCUGCCGUAUUUUGAAACUCAGCAUCGUUGUGAUAUCAUGGGAGAAAAAAACAGGAACAGCAAAAGCAAAAUAAGGCGUGAGCCGGAAUGGCAGCUGCUUCCGGUGGCGCUCGCAGCGCAGCUUCAGGUUUCACCUCUUCUGGCGGAGUCUCAAGCUGUUGCAGCUGAACUGUGUUUAUUGCAGUCAGGCUGGAGCUUCCCGAGCUGCUCUUCUUCCCGGCUGUGAGCAUUUCAACGCUGGGCAGCAGAAAUGACCUUUCUGUCAAGAACCUAGAGAGUUUUGUCCUGAACUGUGUACCCGGCUGAAGAAGUGAGACCUUCGCUGGCCAGCAUGAGAAGUAGGAGCAACUCUGGGGUUAAGCUGGACAACUAUGCUCGGAUAGUGCAGCAAACUAUCCUGCAGCACCAAGAUCCAGUGACCGGUCUUCUUCCAGGCAGCACAGACCAGCCGGACGCCUGGGUCAGAGAUAAUGUGUACAGCAUUGUGUCCGUGUGGGCCCUCAGUCUGGCCUACAGGAAGAACGCAGACAGGGACGAGGACAAGGCCAAGGCCUAUGAGCUGGAACAGAGCGUGGUGAAGCUGAUGAGAGGUGUCCUCCAGUGUAUAAUGAGGCAGCUGGACAAGGUGGAGAAGUUUAAAUACACCCGGAGUACCGAUGACUCUCUCCACGCCAAGUACAACACCAGGACUUGCGCCACCGUCGUCAGGGACGACCAGUGGGGCCACCUGCAGGUGGACGCCACCUCUCUGUUCCUGCUCUUCCUCGCUCAGAUGACUGCAUCAGGUCUUCAUAUCAUUUACACUCAAGACGAAGUGGAUGUAGUUCAGAAUCUCAUGUUCUACAUCGAGGCAUCUUAUAAAGUUGCUGAUUAUGGGAUGUGGGAGAGAGGGGACAAAACCAACCAGGGCAUCACGGAGCUUAAUGCCAGCUCCAUAGGCACAGCUAAGGCAGCUUUGGAGGCUCUGGAUGAACUCAACCUGUUUGGAGCAAAGGGAGGCCCUGGAUCUGUGGUCCAUGCGCUGGCUGAUGACAUACAGCACUGCCAGUCCAUUCUGACGUCGAUGUUACCCAGAGCAUCCAUCUCUAAAGAGGUGGAUGCUGGAGUCCUGGCAAUCCUCACUUACCCCGCCUUUGCCGUGGAAGACAUGAGCAUAGUCAACAUGACCAAGGAGGAGAUCAUCUCUAAACUGCAGGGUCGAUACGGCUGCUGCAGGUUUCUUAGAGACGGCCACAAAACUCCCCGAGAGGACCCAAACAGGCUGUAUUACGAGUCCGCUGAGCUCAAGCUGUUUGAAAAUAUAGAGUGUGAGUGGCCUCUGUUUUGGACGUAUCUCAUCCUGGACGGCAUUUUUAGCAACAGUCAUGAGCAGGUGCAGGAGUAUCAGGAGGCGCUGGAGGGGAUCCUGAUCAAGCAGAAAGAUGGGAUCCGGCUGCUCCCACAGCUCUACAGCGUCCCUCCAGAUAAGGUGGAUGAGGAGUACAUGAACCCUCACUCAGUAGAGAGGAUCCCAAUGGGGAAAUGUCCCCUGAAAUGGGGACAGUCCCUGUACAUCCUUGGAAAACUCUUAUCUGAGGGUUUUCUCGCCCCCGGAGAGAUUGACCCUCUUAACCGACGGUUCUCCACAAUCCCCAAGCCGGAUGUAGUUGUACAGGUGUCCAUUUUGGCUGAGACGGAUGAGAUCAAGGAGCUGCUGAUGAAAAACGGUAUAAACGUGGAGACCGUGGCUGAUAUCCAUCCCAUCCACGUUCAGCCCUCCAGAGUCCUCAGCCACAUCUACGCCAGACUCGGCCGUAACCCAAGGCUCGGUCUGACGGGCCGACCCUACAGAAGAAUAGGGGUGCUGGGAACCUCCAAGUUCUACAUCAUUAGAAAUACCAUCUUUGCUUUCACACCUCAGUUUAUCGACCACCAGCAGUUCUACUUGGCUCUGGACAACAAGAUGAUCGUGGAGAUGUUGAGGAAUGAGAUUGCCUACCUCUCAUCCAGAUGGAGGAUAACUGGACGACCAACGGUCACCUUCCCGAUCUCACAGACUAUGCUGACUGAAGACCGAACCGACCUGGACCCUGCAGUCUUGGCUACGCUAAAGAAGUUACAAGAUGGAUAUUAUGGAGGAGCAAGGACCCAGACGGGAAAGCUGUCGGAGUUUCUGACCACAUCCUGCUGUGCUCACCUCAGCUUCCUGGACGGUAAGGGUUCUGGCAGCAUGGGCCGGCACGGCAACCAUUAUGAUGGUGAUGACGGCGAUGGAUACGUGCAUGAAUUGCGUUGUGAUGAUGAGUUUCACCAUGGUGGUGAUGGUGGUGAUUUUGAAGCAGACGACCUCGCCCAGUAUCUGGACCACCUGUUGGCUCACUCUGCUCCCAAGAAAUCCAAGCAUCAGGCCGGAGGUCUGGGCAGGUUCAAGGCUGUGGCCACCAAAACCAAAGAGAUGGUUUCUCUGAUGAACAAGGCUCAGGAUCUGAACAUACAGAAUGUCAACAUGUACCUGCCAAGCAAGCUGUUUCGUUCUUGUCAGCCGUUGCUUAACCUGAACCUCCCAGACCCUUCUGAACCGCAGGAAACUCAGGGCUCAGAGGUGUCGAUUACAGUGGAGGGCGGCAUCCCCAGAGAUGAAAGCGGAGCUAUCGACUACAACUCCCUGGUCCAGCUGCUGAAAGACAUGAAAAACCUCCAGGACCAGGCAGAUAUACUUUACAUCCUCUUCAAAGACAAAGGUAUGGAGUGGGACACCCAGCUGCGAGGUAAAGGCUCCACAGUCAGCUCUCUCCUGAGUGAGCUUUAUGAGAAGGCUGGUGAUCUCAAACACUGGGGCCUCAUCAGGAUGAUCUCAGGCAUGCUGAAGAAGAAGGUGGAAGAGCUCGACUCGGCAUGCUCUGAUUUGCUGGCGCACCAGAAGCACCUGACCGUGGGCCUCCCUCCUGAGCCGAGGGAGAAAACCAUCACGGCUCCGAUCCCUCCGGACCAGCUGGCAGCUCUCAUCGACGAGGCCAGCGACAACAACAUCAGCGUGGCCAUCCUCACUCAGGAGAUCAUGGUGUACUUGGCAAUGAGCAUCAGGACUCAGCCCAGUCUGUUCAGCGAGAUGUUCAGGCUGCGAAUCGGCCUCAUCAUUCAGGUCAUGGCUACUGAACUCGCUCAGUCACUCAACUGCUCGGGAGAGGAGGCCACAGAGAGUCUGACGAGUCUCAGCCCGUCUGAACUGAAGAAUCUGCUGCACCACAUCCUGAGUGGGAAAGAGUUCGGAGUGCAGCGCAGCGUAAGGGAGGCGGACGCCGGCGUCAGUCCUGCCAUCUCCAUCCAUCACUUGGGCAACGCUGGCGCCACCAAGAGCGAGAGAGUGGGCAUCAGUAAACUGAAGAGCGACAUGAAGAUGCUGGAACGCAGGUUGUCCAUGAUGGACCCCAGUAAGCUUGACCAGUCUGUGACGCCCACUGAGAAGGGCGUCCGAGCUCAGUCACUGGACGUAGAAAGCACCGAAUCCGGGAGGUACAGACUGUCAUCUGUAGAAUCCCUCGACAUUCCAGAUAGCUUUCCCGUUUCCAAGGAUACCAGACACGGCCAGUGGCUGCGCAGGAGGCGGCUGGACGGCGCGCUCAACAGGGUUCCCGUUGGCUUCUACCAGAAAGUGUGGAAGAUCCUGCAGAAGUGCCACGGUCUGUCCAUAGAGGGCUUUGUCCUUCCUUCUUCAACCACAAGAGAGAUGACCCCUGGAGAGAUUAAGUUCUCUGUCCAUGUGGAGACCGUGCUGAACCGUGUCCCCCAGCCUGAGUACCGACAGCUGCUCGUGGAGGCCAUCCUGGUCCUCACCAUGCUGGCUGACGUGGACAUCCCCAACAUCGGCUCCAUCAUUCACGUGGAGAAGAUCGUCCACCAGGCCAACGACAUGUUCUACAAAGAUCAGAAGGACCUGGGAGCAGAAGAGCACAUCCUGGAAAAGGACCCAUCUACUGGAGUGUGCAAGCUCCUGUACGACAGUGCCCCCAGUGGGCGUUUCGGGAGCAUGACCUAUCUCACAAAGGCUGUGGCGGUGUAUGUGCAGGACUUCCUGCCCAGUGGGGCAUGUGCAGUGCAGUGAUGGUCUACUAUCAGAGAAGGUCAUGCAGCAUGUUUUAUAAUAAACUAACUUAGUGGAAUGAGUAGAUGCUAUAAGGUCAGAGUGUUAAAGCAGAAAGUGUACUGCUGAUUUCUUUUUUUAGUCUGUAUGGUCAAAGCCAAGUAGCACACUGUCAUGUUGCUAUCUUUAGUUGUCUUUUUUGCAAGUUGACCUUUUAAGAAAGUCCUCAGUGCUCAUUUAUAAUUAAUAUCCUCCACUUGAUUCUUUUUUUUCCCCUGAAGCUGCUCAGGACUUGUCAUUUUCUCCACGCCAGCAAAAAGAAACAAAAUGCAAAAAUUAAGCCCACAAGCAGAUCCCAGCCUUCACCUUAGGGGUGUAAUAAUGCAUAUACCUCAGGAGACUACACAUACUAAGGUUCUCAGAUUUUUCAAAUAUUUUCAAUAGUAGAUUAAAUGUUUUUCCAAUCCCAAACUGGAUUUCACAGUCGCUCAUAAAAACUCAUAAGUUAGUCUGGAAUUAGUCCAAGUUUGACCAGUUAAUAUAUUGUGGUCCUGAUGCUUGUCUAAGGUGGCAUUAAUGCUAAAAAGCAUUAAAAACUCCCCUUUUGUGUUUUCGCAAUCAGAAUAAAGGUUGCAUAUCUCAAACUGAUAUAUCGCUACUACCAGUUUUGUUCCUAGGCCUUUUUAUAAUACUGUCUUUUUAUUAAUUGUUGUUAGUUCUGACACAGAGGUGUCAAGGAUUCUUACAUCUUUAACCCAUUUAUUUAUUGUGUUUUAUUGAAACUACACCAAUUUGUAUGUGGAGUAACAGAAUCAAUCCCUGGACGAGCCAGCAACAACUAACUAGACUGAUAAUAACGAAGGCUUUUGCUUCCAUGUGUGAGAUCUUUAUUGACUAAACAACUUUAAAAUAGCUACUUAUCAGUUUAUUCUUAUGUCAGUUGUAGCUCCACCACCGAGGUUCUUCAUUGGUCUGCAUUGUAUAUAAAUCUGUACACCUUAUUUAUUUAGUUAUGACAUUUUAAAACAGGAUCACAACUAAAGGAGAUCUGAGAGGCGUCUGAAAGGGCUUAAACCAUUGUGGCACUCAACUACCACAAUGCAGUUUUUGGUUUUAACUGUUAAAAAGCAGUUUGUGAUGCAUUUCUUACUCUUAGCCUUUAUUGCGUGAAUGAGUUGCAGGUUUCCAGCUUGUAGCACGCCGCACCUGUGCAUCACUUCUGUGAUAUUGUCCUGAAUUUGACUGAGCUCUGAGCUUGUUUACCCACAUCUGUUGCUUUACACUAUAUUUAAACAUGUGUUACCCUGAAAUGUUGCGUGGUUUAGAGGUUCCUGUCAAAUAUUUUGAGAGGAGAUCAGGAAUGAACUGAAUGUAGAUGAAGAACACACAUGACUUUGCCUCUUGUGCAAAAACAAGCUGAUAAUACUGUUUUUGUGAUAUUUUGGCACACUCCUCGAUAACUACUCGUAGGUGAAACAGAGUGAGUGUAUAUUCUGAGCAAGCUGCUUGUUGACUGUUUUUGAGACUAAUUCUGUAAUAAAAUGGUAAAAUCCA
Girardinichthys multiradiatus is the source of this 5651-nucleotide messenger RNA. RefSeq names its product phosphorylase kinase, alpha 1a (muscle) (gene phka1a). Lineage: Eukaryota; Metazoa; Chordata; Actinopteri; Cyprinodontiformes; Goodeidae. The transcript is spliced from 35 exons. Gene Ontology annotation, molecular function: calmodulin binding. Gene Ontology annotation, cellular component: phosphorylase kinase complex. The record is from RefSeq and is a predicted model, not a curated record. The coding region runs from base 369 to 4118 and encodes 1249 amino acids. Gene Ontology annotation, biological process: glycogen metabolic process.